AUGGCCACCACGGCUGCGGCUGCGGCCACUACCAUCACCAGCCUGGCCCUUCCCAUGGCGACCGACACACCAGCUUCAGCUCCAGCUCCAGCAGCCUCAGCCGCUCCUCCUCCCCCUGCUGCUGCUGCUGCUGCCACCGACACCCACCUUCAGCAGCAACAGCAGCAGCAGCAGCAGCAGCAGCAGCAGCAGCAGCAGCAGCAGCAACAGCAACCUCCAGCACCCGCCCGCAACUUCAAAGCCGCCGACCUGCCCCUGCCGUCGGCGACGCGCGCAGCCAUAGAGUCGCUCGCCCACAGCUUCAAGAAGAAGGGCGGCUACGACGCCAUGCGCAAGGAGAUCUGGGACAAGUUCGAAGCGAGCGACUACCAGGCCCAGGUCACCAAGGACAUCCUGCGCGUCGCCGAGCUCGAGGUCGAGCGCAACCCCGGCCAGCUGCUGACGCUCGACCGCGGCAAGGCCGCCGCCCUCAUCGACGGCGCCCUCGAGCGCUCCGGCGUCUACCACCACGCCGAGGCCGUCAUCGCGCGCCUCAUCGACAAGGACGCCAUCGAGGACCGCAUCCGCCAGCUGCGCCGCGCCGACAUUGGCGACGACGAGGCCGCCGCCGAGCAGGCCCGCGGCGCCCGCACCGACGACGAGUACCACCAGGACACGCUCGACCGCCGCGCCGCCCGCGAGCAGGAGCGCGAGAAUCUGCGCAAGCUCGAGGCCGCCAUCGAGGAGGGCAAGAGGAAGAUUGCGCGCGAGGAGAGGAAGAAGAUCGAGCGCGAGCGGGAAAAGGAAGAAGCCAAGCGCAAGGAGGAGCGUGACGCGCGCCGUGCGGCCCGAGAGAAAGCCGAAGCCGAACGCGAGAAGGAGAGAGACGAGCGGAGACGCAAGCGCGACGAGGAACGCGCCCGCGACCCGGCCCGCCACAAGUCGAGGAGCCGCAGUCGAAACAGAGACCGCCGCCGCGACAGGAGCCGGAGCCGCGACAGGAGCCAGGAGAGGCGCGAUCGCGAGGACCGAGAGCGGCGACGACAGGAGAGAGAGGAACAGACGAAGCAGGCGAGAGAAAACCUGUCCAAGGAGCAGCUGGAGCGCCUCGAACAGGACGCACUGGCCGACCUGCUUCGCGAGAGCAACCGCAACUCCUCUGUCAAGGUCGAAAUGGAAAUCGACGAAGCGCUGGCGCCGCCCCCUAGAAGGAUGGCACCAGCCUCCGCUAUCAAGCCUCUGCAGAAAGAAAGCUCUCGCGGUUCGCCCAUGGUGUCCGACCGGAGAGCAUCUUCGGCCAUGGUCAAACCCGAAGGAGACGCAAGCCAGUCUGCUACGCCUAAGCCCACAGACGCCAAGGAGGAGCGACCGGCGAGCCGAGGCCAGUCAAAGACGGUGGCUCGUGAUGACACGGAGAAGGACAGAGACAGAGACAGAGACAGAGACGGAGGCAGAGAUCGAGAGAGAGAGAGGGACGCCCGACGCGAAGAUUCAUCUAGACAACGCUCGCGCCACGAGUACGACCGCCGACGCCGGGACCGUUCUCGCUCCCGUGACAGAACAGACCGACGCGACCGUUCGCGUUCCCGUCGCCGCGAGAGAAGUCGAUCCCGCUCCCGCUUCGACCGCCACGACAGACGAAGCCGCUCCCGCACGCGUCGUUCUCGCUCCCGGUCCCGGUCCCGCUCUCGUCCCCGUCGCGACCGCACCCGCUCUCGCUCCCGCGCACGCUAUGACCGUCGAGACCGCGACAGGUCACGCUCCCGCUCGCGCCGCGACAGAUCCCGCUCUCGGCCCCGCCGCGACCGCGACAGACGGAGUCGCUCACGCUCCCGUCCCCGCCGCGAUAGAUACCGCUCGCGCAGCCCGCGGCGCGACCGUUCGCCGCCGCCGCCGCCGCGCCACAACCCGCCGCCGUACCGCAACACGGACCCGCCCGGCGACCGCGCGUCGCACACCAAGAUGGACGAGGUGCGCAAGCGCGAGAAGGAGGCCAAGGCUUACCUCGCCGCCCAGCGCGAGGCCCGCGAGAAGGGCAUGCCCAUCCCCGGCAUCGACGACAAGCGCGCCUCGGGCGCCGGCGUCAGCGCCGCCGACGACAUGCGCUCCCCCGACGCCAAGCGCAAGCGCGACCUCGAAGAGAUUGACCGCUAUGUGCCCCCCGGCCGCGACAGAGAGAGGCCGCACGAUAUGCCGGUGAAGAGGGACGAUCGCGACAGGGACCGAGACCGGGACCGAGACCGGGAUCGAGACCGGGACAGACGCCGGAGUCGCAGCCCCAGCCGCUCGAGAGAUAGGGACCGCGUGCGCAGAGAUAGGAGUCGCGACCGGGAUCGAGAUCGAGACCGGGAUCGUGACGAUCGGGACCGUGACCGCGACCGCGAUAGGGAUCGUGACAGGGAUCGAGACCGCGACAGGCGGAGCCGGAGGGACAGGAGCCCCACGCCGCGUCGGGACCGUGACCGGCGGGAUCGGAGCCGGUAG
Messenger RNA from Verticillium nonalfalfae, 2463 nucleotides. RefSeq lists its product as uncharacterized. The record is from RefSeq and is a predicted model, not a curated record. The transcript has a single exon. NCBI's taxonomy places the organism in Eukaryota, Fungi, Ascomycota, Sordariomycetes, Glomerellales, Plectosphaerellaceae. Bases 1 to 2463 code for a protein of 820 amino acids.